Messenger RNA from Dovyalis caffra, 633 nucleotides. The record is from the annotation of a GenBank genome assembly. NCBI's taxonomy places the organism in Eukaryota, Viridiplantae, Streptophyta, Magnoliopsida, Malpighiales, Salicaceae.
AUGGCAGAGAUUCUGGCUUCUUUAAGGUCUUUAAUGGCGUCUCAUUCUCCUCCUCUGGAUGCCUUAGUUGUUCCAUCUGAAGAUUAUCAUCAGAGUGAGUAUGUGUCUGAUCGUGACAAGCGACGCGGAUUCGUUUCUGGCUUUACAGGAAGCGCCGGUCUGGCUCUCGUUACAAAGAAUGAUGCCCGGCUGUGGACGGAUGGCCGGUAUUUCUUACAGGCAACACAGGAACUUAGUGAUGAAUGGAAGUUAAUGCGUAUGGGAGAGGAUCCUGCUGUUGAUGCAUGGAUGGCUGAUAAUCUACCUGCGGAGGCGGCUAUUGGGAUUGAUCCAUGGUGUGUAUCUGUGGAAACUGCGCAAAGAUGGCAGCUUGCUUUUGCGAAAAAACAACAGAAACUAGUUCAGACCGAAACCAAUUUGGUUGAUGAAGUCUGGAAAAGUCGUCCUCCAGCGGAAAUAAAUCCAGUUAUGGUUCAUCCAUUGGAGUUUACUGGACGUUCUGUUGCACAGAAGUUGAAGGAUUUGAGAGAAAAGCUUAAAAAUGAGAGAGCUCGUGGCAUAAUUAUCACAACACUUGAUGAGGCGAGUUUAUAUCAUUCUUGCCCAAAUAAUUUGCUUGUUCAGACACAUUGA